AUGACAGCCUCAAAUGGAAUAGUGCUGGCCGAGAUCAUUGCAUCCACGGCUGCAACUACUCUAGUUAUUGCCGGAAUCUUCUUCUUCAUAUACAGAUUCCUAGUUGCUCGGCGCCACCCAAAAGACAAAGGCAAUGGAAGCUUCCGUAGGGAGGAAGUUAGGAUGACUCGUGAAGAUCAGCUCAGGCAAUGCAGUGGAAAUGUGAAGGGGUUGAUUGUUGAUGAGAAUGGUGUGGAUGUAAUCUACUUGAGGAAACUAGAAGUUGGACAGGUUCAAACACAUUUUCCGAAGGUAGUUUUCAACCCAAGUUAUGAAAACGAUGAAGAAGAUGAUGAAGAAGAAAAGAGAGUGGAUACUAAAGGAGAAAGAGCCAAAAUGCCGAAGCCUAAAGCUGGUCAUUCUCUUCAUGAGCCAUCUGAUUUGAUCAGACAUGGAAAAUUAGCAAAACCAUUAGCACAAAAUCCUACUCCAGAAGCUGUGGUUUCAUUGCCAAAGCUACAACAGCGGCUUCCUCUAAAAUCUCAUGCACCUCCUUUUAGGAUAACACCACCAAAGAUGCUGGAAAAGCAAGCAGUAGAAUCAAUGCCUCCUCUACCACCCCCACCAUCUAGAAAUAUAUCUGCACCGCCGCCUCCACCAUCUCCUCCACCGUCAGUUCCUCCACCUCCACCUCCUCUGCCACCAACACCACCUCCACCACUGCCACCAACACCACCUCCACCACCGCCACCGCCACAGCUGCCUAAGAUAGUAAGAAGAAAAUCUCUACCACCCGCUCCACCUAGGCUUGGUGGUUCUUUUUUAGCACCAAAACCCCCACCUACACCUAAAGGCAUACCAAACAACAAACGUAGACCUGAGGCCUCAGCUGGGGAGACCUCAAAAGUGACUGUCAGUGGGCAAACGAAGCUGAAGCCAUUGCACUGGGACAAGGUUAUGGCUGCUGUUGAUCAUUCAAUGGUCUGGGAUCAAAUCACUGAUGGAUCAUUCAGAUUUGAUGAUGAGCUUAUGGAAAACUUGUUUGGAUAUAAUAUCACCAAAAACCAAACCACUGAAAGAAAUAACAAUUUUUCAGCUUCAAGCAAGUCUAAUUCUGCUCCAACAGCUCAAGUUUUCAUUCUAGACCCUAGAAAGUCUCAGAACACAGCAAUAGUUCUCAAGUCUCUGACAACCUCUCGCAAAGAAAUCAUAAAUGCUCUUCUUGAUGGUCAAGGACUCAGUUCAGAAACACUUGAAAAACUCACCAAAAUUUCUCCAACUAAAGAAGAAGAGAUCAAAAUCCUCCAGUUCAAUGGCAAUCCAAGUAAGCUUGCAGAUGCCGAGUCUUUCCUCUACCACAUCCUCAAAGCUGUCCCUUCGGCUUUUACUCGAUUCAAUGCAAUGCUUUUCCGGGCAAAUUAUGACCCCGAAAUCCUUCACCUCAAGGAGUCACUGCAAACACUUGAACUCGGGUGCAAGGAGCUAAGAUGUAGAGGUUUCUUCCUUAAACUGCUCGAAGCGAUUCUCAAAGCUGGAAAUCGAAUGAAUGCUGGAACUGCUAGAGGUAAUGCUCAAGGUUUCAACCUAAGUGCUCUUCUGAAGCUAUCUGAUGUCAAAAGCACUGAUGCAAAGACUACUCUGCUUCACUUUGUGGUUGAACAAGUGGCUCAAUCUGAGGGUAGGGGAUUAGUGAUCGAUCAGAGAAGCCAAACUAGUACACCAAACUUGGAUAAUCUGACAGCCGAAGAGAGAAGAAAGGAGUACUUAAUCCAAGGGUUACCAAAGUUGGGAGGCUUGAGUAUUGAGUUAUCUAAUGUGAAGAAAGCAGCUACAAUAGACUAUGACAGCUUCAUUCGUAUGAGCUCCACUCUCACUAGCCGCGUAGAUGAAAUCCGAAAGGUUUUGACAAAUUGCUGCAAUGGUGAGACAGGAGGGUUUGCAAGAGAAAUGAAAGGGUUUUUGGAGGAAUGUGACGAGGAGCUUAAGGUGGUGAGAGAAGAGCAAACAAGGGUUAUGGAACUUGUGAAGAGAACAACCGAGUAUUACCAAGCCGGAGCUGCGAAAGACAAGGGAGCUCAGCCACUUCAGCUCUUUGUGAUUGUUAGAGGUUUCCUAGACAUGGUUGAUCUUGUUUGUGCAGAAAUUUCAAGAAAGUUACAGAGGAAGAGUACUUCUACAGCCACUGUGGGAUCAGCAUCACCUCCAUUGUCACCUUCAGUCCUAACACCAAAGAAGUUACAGAACUUCCACUCACAUUUCAAUUCACAUGUGUCUUGGUCAUCUUCCAGUGAUUCAGAAGAUGAUUUCUGA
Fragaria vesca subsp. vesca is the source of this 2289-nucleotide messenger RNA. RefSeq names its product formin-like protein 8-like. Gene Ontology annotation, molecular function: actin filament binding. Gene Ontology annotation, biological process: actin nucleation; actin cytoskeleton organization. NCBI's taxonomy places the organism in Eukaryota, Viridiplantae, Streptophyta, Magnoliopsida, Rosales, Rosaceae. The transcript has 2 exons. The record is from RefSeq and is a predicted model, not a curated record. The coding region runs from base 1 to 2289 and encodes 762 amino acids.